This is a messenger RNA of Nipponia nippon (crested ibis), 2781 nucleotides long. NCBI's taxonomy places the organism in Eukaryota, Metazoa, Chordata, Aves, Pelecaniformes, Threskiornithidae. The record is from RefSeq and is a predicted model, not a curated record.
AUGGAGGAGUGGAAGCUGACGGCGCUGCUCUUCAUCUCAAGCCUGAGCCUUUGGGGCCUCUGCACGCUCCUGCUGCCCUGCGUCCCCGCCUUGGUGACCAUCCUGGGGCUGGGCAUCUUCAUGACCUGGUGUCCCAAGGGCGAGGCCAAGAAGCUCUGGAGAUGCUGGCGCUCCCUGGGCGAGAUGGAGGAGUGGAAGCUGACGGCGCUGCUCUUCAUCUCAAGCCUGAGCCUUUGGGGCCUCUGCACGCUCCUGCUGCCCUGCGUCCCCGCCUUGGUGACCAUCCUGGGGCUGGGCAUCUUCAUGACCUGGUGUCCCAAGGGCGAGGCCAAGAGCCCACCCGUGGCGCCAGCGCUGGGCCCCAGCCCCUGGCCUGGGCUGGCCCUUUUCUCCUCGGCCUGGAAGGCGCCCGGCCCCUCGCUCUGCGCCUGCUGCCGCUGGGCUGGGCUUGCCCCGGGUCCCCAAGCCCUCCUGCCCCAGAGCAUCCCAGAGCCGGCAGGGCUGGCUCCGGGCAGCUGGGGGACCACGCGGUCGGUCGGAAGGAACCAGCCCUCCGUCACCAAUGUGGAGGAGCUCGCCAGAUCCCUGAUGGAGUCCCUGGACGUGUCCCCGAUCUGCCUCGACCUGCUGGGAAAGCUGAAGGAAGCGCAGGCUAGCGGCACUCUAAGCCAGGAGGCCCUUGGAGAAGAUGCGGAGCUGAAGGUGGCUGAGGAGGAGGAAGAGCAGAGAAGGAGCCAUGAGCAGAUUGAGGAGAGCAGGCAGAGGCUGGCCAAGCUGCUCUUCGAUGGCACGCAGAUGGUGACCAAUAUCCAGGUGGCUGCUGACUUGAGGGAGACGCAGAGGAGGGCAGAGGAGGCAGAGCUGAAGCUGCGGAGGGUGGAGAAGCUGGAGAAUGAAGCCAAGUCGAGCACACACAAGUUUGAGGAGAUCAGCUCCAAGUGGGCCUUGGCCAAGGAGAUGAGGAUCCCGCAGGAGCUGUGGCAGCUGCUGAACACCCUCUCAGUUAGCCCCUGAGGAUUCCUGAUCAAAUACUUCUCUCUGAUUUCAGCAUCUCCUCUCCUCCUCCAGGAGCUGAAAAACAAAGACGAGCAAUACGUGCAGGCCAUUAAGAAGCAGUCGGAUGAGAUCCACCUGCUUUUGGAGAGAAUGGAGGAACAGAUCAGGACCAUGCUGAAAACUUACCGUCACAAACUCCUGCAGAUUGAGAAAGCUUUUGAGCUCGAACGGCGAGAGCUGCUGGACAAUAACAGGAAGAAGUGGGAGGAAGCCAUCCAAGCCCACAACGCACGGGAGCUGGAAUACCUGCAUGCCCGUAUGAGGAAGGUGGAAGAGUUUGAGAAACAGUUGAAUCAGCUGCGGGUGGAGGAUGAGGAGGAGUAUAACAGCAUGAAGAUCCAGCUGGAGAACGAUGUGCAGAACCUGGAGAGGCAGCUCCAGCAGAUGAAAGCCGUCUAUCAGCUGAACCAGGAGAAGCUGGAGUACAACCUUCAGGUGCUGAAGAAGCAGGACGAGGAGAACACCAUCCUCAGAUCCCAGCAGAAAAGGAAGCUCAACCGGCUCCACAGCUUGCUCAAUAACCUGAGAACAAAACUGGCCAAACAAGAGAAGCAGCUGCGAGAGGAGAACCAGAGCCUGGCAGCCGACUGUGAGCGCAUCGCGGGGCAGUGCAAGGAGGUGCAGAGGAGGAUGAGGCACUUUGCUGUCAGCGACGCCGAGAAGUUCACGGAGGUCUGGCUUAUGAACGAGGAGGAAGCCAAAGGGCUGAUGAGGAAAGCCCUCGACGCAGAUCGCAUCAUUCACACCCAGCAACUGGGGCUGCCCUGGGAAGAGCCUCGUUACUGGUUCCUGAACAACGUCGGCCCCCUCGGGCGUUACAAGGCGAAGAGGAUGGCGACUGAGCUGGCUGCGGAGGUGCUGGCAGAGAGCAGCUCUGGAGGACGGGAGGAGGAAGAGAGAGAGAAGAAGGAACAAGUGGGUAGUGGAGAAGGAGGAAAAGAAAACACGGCGAAGGUUGAGGAUAGAGUCACACCUCUGCGAAAUAUCUCCAAGACGACUGCCAAGAGGAUCCUGGAGCUCGUGAGCGACGAGUCGGGUUUCCUCAUUGAGAGCAAGCUGCUGAGGCCCCUGGACGCGCUGGGGAGGCAUGAGCGCACCCUCAUGAAGCUCGACUCCAUCUUUGCGGCCCUCGAGAUCGACAGCGAGGAUGACCUGUACCAGCUGGUGGAUUUUUUCCUGAAGUACAAAGCCCAGGAGGUGGCUGGCAGCCAGAGCCAGGGCAGCCCAGGUGGAGAAGACGGCAUGGAUCCGGCUGAGGACAGAGAGGACGGGGGAUGCGGUGCCCAGAGGGACGAGCUCAAAUCCCCUCGGAGCUCACCGGGCUGCCUUCCAUCUGUGUACAUCCACGCUGAUGAUGUCCUAAAGAUCCUGAAAGCGUUUGUGCGGGAUUUUGACAAGCUGAGGGAGAAGGAUGGAUCAGCAAAGGAGGUGCCACAGGUACGGGACAGCUCUGAGGAUGGGGAGUACUGGGAAGCCCUGGCACACGUUAUCCCCGAGCCGACGUUGAAGCUGUGGGAUGCGUUGGCGGUGGCACUGGAGGAAUAUUACGAGGUCCUCACGCGCAGGGCCGGCCUGCUCGCCGAAGCGGCCGUCCUGCAGCAGCAGAACUCGGAGCUGUACCUGCUGCUGGAGGCGUACGUCAGCUCCGGGGUGAACAGCGAGUUGCUCUCCCCUCCCACGCAGCGGAUGGAUCUGAAGCUGCCCUGCCCCGGGAAAGCGCAGUGA